AAGAAGAAAAGAAGCAGCAGCGACGGGGUCUGUUUACUGUGAGCCUGUCACUCUGCUCCGCUGCUGCAGCGCCAUCUAGACUCCUCUACAUCUUCACAAGAAUGGAGGACAUUGACAUCAAGCUCAGAGCUGAUGGCGUUCACAAAAAAGUCAUCUCUCCCGGAAAAGGAGACCUUUCAACGUUUCCCAAUGGAACAAAGGUGAAGUUUCAUUACCGCACCAGCCUUUGUGAUGGCACUCUGUUGGAUGACUCCAGGACAAUGGGAGGUCACAGUAAACCUAUGGAGCUCAUACUGGGGAAGAAGUUCAAGCUUCCUGUGUGGGAGCAAGUGGUUACUACCAUGAGAGAGGGUGAAAUUGCUGAGUUCACCUGUGAUGUCAAGCACACAGCUCUCUACCCACUGGUUUCUCUUUCACUGCGCAACAUCAGCCAUGGAAAAGACCCACUGGAGGGACAGAGACACUGCUGUGGAAUAGCUCAGGUUCACUCGCAUCAUUCGAUGGGUCACCCGGAUCUGGAUAAGUUGCAAACCAAUCCUCAGCCUCUAGUUUUUACUCUGGAAAUGCUAGAGGUCUUGCCCCCUGGAUCCUUCCAAAUGGAAAUAUGGGCAAUGUCAGACGAGGAGAAACUGCAGGUCAUACCACAGAUGCACGAGGAGGGAAAUGCGCUCUUCAAGAAUGGAGACAUUUCAGCAGCUUCUGAGAAGUACUACAAUGCCAUAGCUUGUCUGAAGAACCUACAGAUGAAGGAGCGUCCAGGUGAUGACCAGUGGAUCAAACUAGAUCUGAUGAUCACUCCUCUCCUCCUCAACUAUUGCCAGUGCAAGCAUCUUUUGGGCCAGUACUAUGAGGUUUUGGACCACUGCUCUUCUAUCAUCAACAAGUACGAUGAUAAUGUGAAGGCAUAUUUCAAACGAGGAAAGGCUCAUGCAGCAGUGUGGAAUGAAGCAGAGGCAAGAUCCGACUUUGCCAAAGUGAUUGAACUAGACCCAUCACUUGAAACCUCAGUUGCAAAGGAGUUGAGGGCAAUGGAGGAUCGCAUUCGGGAAAAACUGAAAGAGGAGAAGGGACGCUACAGAAACCUUUUCAACUACAGCAGCAAAGCCUCUGCUGCAGCUUCCACAGGCUGAUUCAAAGACGAACCUCCGAUUUUACCUUUAUAAGGAUGCAGAUAGGCCACUGUCAAGUUGGAGAGCACGCCCACAUAAAUUCAUCCCUCCUCACGAGUUCAUAUUGUCGAUCACUUCCUCGUGUUUUAUUAGUAAAUUGAUACGCCAUUGAUGAGUGCAUAGCUUUAUAUGCACUUGAAUUUAUCCUUUUAUCCCUGGAGUAACUCAUCGUUUUUGAAAAGUGCCCGUUUUCAUUGAGUUGCUAAUAGGAUCUGCAUCUCCUGUGAGCCAGAAAUGGGUAAAUACCAGCUUACUGCUUUGUUACCUUGUGCAUUGAGUCUUUGGAUACAGCUGAUAGAAAUAGACACAGAUUGAACCCUGUUCCUUAAGGUCAGUGCUUUUAAACAGGGGCAGUCUGAAUGAACCAAACUUGAAAGACAAUCUGAAGAUAAAAGGCUAGUCCGGUUCAACACGAUUUCUUUGACUAGAUCCCCCUUAACUUCAAUUUUUAUGUUAAUCUUUUGUAUUUAUCAUGUUUAUUCAUUUUUAUUGCUAUUACCCUCAUUGUCUUUAUAUGUAUACGACAUUUUAAUAUCGAACGAUUAAAGAAAAUUAGAAGGUCUAUAAAUAUGUUAGUGAAAGACACGAUAAUAACACUGUGAUGGCACAUGUAAAAAUAUCCACUUUCCCUUCAUUGAAACUAAACUUUCACAAUCACAUUGUGUUAAUUAAUGCAGUCGUCAGGUAUAUCUAUACGUCACUACAAAUAAAUAGCUAUUUUCAAAAUACUUUUUAAUAGGUGUUGUUGCAACUGUUCUGCAUAUGUUGUGACUGAAGCCAAAUAAAGUUCUUUGAAAAUCA
Puntigrus tetrazona (Sumatra barb) is the source of this 1970-nucleotide messenger RNA. It is a transcript of the gene aip, whose product is annotated as aryl hydrocarbon receptor interacting protein. Gene Ontology annotation, molecular function: protein binding; peptidyl-prolyl cis-trans isomerase activity. NCBI's taxonomy places the organism in Eukaryota, Metazoa, Chordata, Actinopteri, Cypriniformes, Cyprinidae. The record is from RefSeq and is a predicted model, not a curated record. The coding region runs from base 102 to 1130 and encodes 342 amino acids. The transcript has 7 exons.